This is a messenger RNA of Callorhinus ursinus (northern fur seal), 2285 nucleotides long. Lineage: Eukaryota; Metazoa; Chordata; Mammalia; Carnivora; Otariidae. The record is from RefSeq and is a predicted model, not a curated record.
CAAUCACUCUGGAGACUGAGCCAUGGGGGGAAAACAGGACGGGGAGGAGGCCUAUGGGAAACCAGCCAAAUAUGACCCCACCUUCCGAGGUCCCAUCAGGAACAGGAGCUGCACGGACAUCAUCUGCUGUGUCCUCUUCCUCGUCUUCAUUCUGGGUUACAUCGUGGUGGGGGUCGUGGCUUGGGUGUAUGGAGACCCCCGGCAAGUCCUCUACCCCAGGAACUCGACCGGCGCCUACUGCGGGGUGGGGGCUAACAAAGAUAAACCGUAUCUUCUCUACUUCAACAUCUUCAGCUGCGUUCUGGCCACCAACGUCAUCACGGUCGCUGAGAACGGCCUACAGUGUCCCACAACCCAGGUGUGUGUGUCCUCCUGCCCCAAUGUCACAUGGACGGUGGGAGCCGACCAGCUCUUGCAGAAGGUUGGGGAGGUCUUCUACACGGCCGACAGGAACUUUUGCCUGCCAGGGGUGCCCUGGGAUAUGCCAGUGACCCAAAGCCUGCAGCAGGAGCUCUGCCCCGGAUUCCUCCUCCCUUCCACUCCAGCUCUGGGGCGUUGUCUUCCACGGGUGAACAGCAGCACUCCACCUGAGCUCCCAGGGAUCCCCAGCAACACCACCAUCUCCCAGGGGAUCAGCGGUGUUCUUGACAGCCUCAGUGCCCGUGACAUCACUGUGAAGAUCUUCGAAGAUGUAGCCCAGUCCUGGCAUUGGAUUCUUGUCGCCCUAGGUGUGGCUCUGGUCCUGAGCCUGCUGUUUAUCCUGCUUCUGCGCCUGGUGGCCGGGCCGCUGGUGCUGGUGCUGAUCCUCGGGGUGCUGGGCGUGCUGGCAUACGGCAUCUACUACUGCUGGGAGGAGUACCGAGUGCUGCGGGACAAGAGUGCCCGCAUCAACGAGGUGGGCAUCACCACCAACCUCGGCGCCUACCGCAACGUUCAGGAGACCUGGCUGGCCGCCUUGAUCGUGCUGGCUGUGCUUGAAGGCAUCCUGCUGCUGCUGCUCAUCUUCCUGCGGCAGCGGAUCCGCAUCGCCAUCGCCCUCCUGAAGGAGGCCAGCAAGGCUGUGGGGCAGAUGAUGUCUACCCUGUUCUACCCUCUGGUCACCUUUGUCCUUCUGCUCAUCUGCAUUGUCUAUUGGGCCAUGACUGCCCUGUACCUGGCCACAUCCGGGCAACCCCAAUAUGUCCUCUGGGCGCCCAACGCCAGCUUGCCCAACUGUGAGAAAGUGCAAAUGAAUACAUCGUGCAACCCCAUGGCCCAGCCCAUGAACUACUCAUGCCCAGGGCUGAAGUGCGUCUUCCAGAGCUACUCAUCCACAGGCCUGGUUCAGCGUUCUCUCUUCAACUUGCAAAUCUACGGGGUCCUGGGUCUGUUCUGGACCAUCAACUGGGUACUGGCCCUGGGCCAGUGUGUCCUGGCUGGGGCCUUUGCCUCCUUCUACUGGGCCUUCUACAAGCCCCAGGACAUCCCCACCUUCCCCCUGAGCUCUGCCUUCAUCCGAACACUCCGUUACCACACUGGGUCGCUGGCCUUUGGAGCCCUCAUCCUGACCCUUGUGCAGAUAGCCCGAGUCAUUCUGGAGUACAUUGACAGCAAACUGAGAGGAGCCCAGAACCCUGUGGCCCGCUGCAUCAUGUGCUGCUUUAAGUGCUGCCUCUGGUGUCUGGAGAAGUUUAUCAAGUUCCUAAACCGCAAUGCCUACAUCAUGAUCGCCAUCUACGGGAAGAAUUUCUGUGUCUCCGCCAAAAAUGCCUUCAUGCUGCUCAUGCGGAACAUUGUCAGGGUGGUCGUUCUGGACAAAGUCACAGACUUGCUGCUGCUCUUCGGGAAGCUGCUGGUGGUUGGAGAUGUCGGGGUGCUGUCCUUCUUUUUCUUCACCGGUCGCAUCCAGGGGCUGGGUAGAGACUUUGAGAACCCCUCCCUCAACUAUUACUGGCUGCCCAUCAUGGUGAGUGACUCCCCAGCUCUGCCUCACUGUCCAACCCCCCAAGGGAAUCUAACAUGCCCUGGAUAUUCCAGAUCUCCAUCCUGGGGGCCUACGUCAUUGCCAGCGGCUUCUUCAGCGUUUUUGGCAUGUGCGUGGACACACUCUUCCUCUGUUUCUUGGAAGACCUGGAGAGGAACGACGGCUCCCUGGACCGGCCCUACUACAUGCCCAAAUCCCUCCUGAAGAUCCUAGGCAAGAAGAACGAGGCAUACCCAGGGGACAAGAAGAAAAAGAAGUGAGAGACGCGGCCCUGAUCCAGGGCUGCACCCCUCCUGUACGGCCUCCCAGCCUCACCCCGCCU